This is a messenger RNA of Thlaspi arvense, 1334 nucleotides long. NCBI's taxonomy places the organism in Eukaryota, Viridiplantae, Streptophyta, Magnoliopsida, Brassicales, Brassicaceae. The record is from the annotation of a GenBank genome assembly.
UCGAGAGCUUCUUCUAGUUCAAGAAGAGACAUGGACAUGACUCUCUUCUCCUUCUUCUUCAUCUCCAUUUCGUUAACUCUCACUGCUUUGGUGGAAUCUGCUGGUCGUGGAGUUAACAAUAAUAACAAUGGUGGAUUAGGAGCUUCUUUCAUAUUUGGAGAUUCUCUAGUUGAUGCCGGUAACAACAAUUAUCUACCGACCUUGUCUAGGGCUAAUAUGAAACCUAACGGUAUCGAUUUCAAACCUUCCGGAGGAAAUCCUACCGGCCGGUUCACCAAUGGCCGAACCAUCGGUGACAUCGUUGGUGAAGAACUCGGAUCAGCCAACUAUGCAAUCCCAUUCUUAGCACCAAAUGCUACCGGGAAAGCUUUAUUAGCCGGUGUGAAUUACGCAUCUGGAGGAGGAGGAAUCAUGAAUGCAACUGGAAGAAUAUUUGUGAAUAGAUUAGGUAUGGAUGUACAAGUUGAUUUCUUCAACACGACAAGGAAACAAUUCGAUGAUCUACUUGGGAAAGAUAAAGCAAAAGAGUAUAUAAGCAAGAAAUCGAUAUUCUCAAUCACAAUAGGAGCAAACGAUUUCCUCAACAACUAUCUAUUCCCACUUCUCUCCGUUGGAACACGUUUCACUCAAACUCCUGAUAAUUUUAUCGACGACAUGCUCGAUCAUCUACGUGACCAACUCACCAGGUUGUACAAUUUGGACGCGAGGAAGUUUGUGAUCGGGAAUGUUGGACCGAUAGGAUGCAUACCGUAUCAGAAAACGAUUAAUCAGUUAAAAGAAGACGAGUGUGUGGAUUUGGCUAAUAAGCUAGCGAAUCAAUACAAUAUUCGAUUAAAGAGUUUGCUUGAGGAACUAAACAAGAAACUCCCCGGAGCAAUGUUCGUCCACGCCAACGUCUAUGAUCUCGUGAUGGAACUCAUUACUAACUACAAACAAUACGGGUUUAUAAGCGCGACUAAAGCUUGUUGUGGUAAUGGAGGACAAUUCGCGGGUAUAAUACCGUGUGGACCCACUUCAAGUAUGUGUGAGGAAAGAGAUAAGUAUGUGUUUUGGGAUCCUUAUCAUCCGAGUGAAGCAGCGAAUGUUAUCAUCGCGAAGCAAUUGUUAUAUGGUGAUGUAAAAGUUAUAUCUCCUGUUAAUCUCAGUAAACUUAGAGAUAUGUGAAAUUUGAAUUGUUUGUUGAACAAAUUUAAGUGUGUAUCCUUUGGAGAUAUGAAAGACUUGUUACUUUCAUGCAUUUACGUUUGUUAUACGCAAAGUUAAAGAAUCGAUCUUUGUAUGCAUUGUAUGUGUUGCCGUGUAUAAUUGUAGUGAAAAUGCCUUUUGUUUUGUUA